AUGGCACCAAAGGUCUUCCUAACAGGAGUUACAGGCUAUAUUGCCGGUGAUGCCUUGCAUCUACUCCAUGAAAAGCACCCUGACUGGGACUACACAUGUUUGGUUCGUACAGAGGACAAAGCGAAGAUUGUCAAAGAAGCCUACCCAAAUGUGAGGAUUGUGCUGGGCGAUCUCGAAGCAUGCAGUAUUCUCGAAGAAGAAGCAGCAAAGGCAGACAUUGUCCUCCGCGCUGCCAAAGCCAUUGCUGCUGGUCUUGUGAAAGGGCAUUCUUCCGACAAGCCCGGCUACUGGCUACACACUGGGGGCACCGGUAUCUUGACAUAUACAGACUCGAAGGAUGACUUCGCUGGCCUUGGCAAAUGGACUGACAAAGAGUACAACGAUCUAUCCGGUGUCGAGGAGUUGACCUCGUUACCAGAUGAGGCUUUCCAUCGCAACAUCGACAAAAUCGUCCUUGAAACUGGCAUCAAGCAUGCCGACGCUGUGAAGACAGUCAUAGUCUGUCCGCCAACGAUCUAUGGCAAAGGUCGUGGUUCUGUUGCUGGUCGAGGCCGCCAGGUCUACGAACUCGCAAAGCUGGUGCUCACGAAGAAAUAUAUCCCUAUCAUUGGUGACGGCAAAGCACGAUGGAACAGUAUUCACGUCGCGGACCUGAGCGAGGUGUUCCUGCUGUUGGCCGAGAAGGCGGCACAACAAGACGAAAACCCCGAGCUUUGGGGUGCGAAAGGCUACAUCUUCACCGAAAACGGAGAGCACGUGUGGGGUGACCUUGCUCGUCACAUAGGUCGAGAAGCCGCACGACUGGGAUAUAUCCCCGAAGCAAAAGAAGGUGCGUUAGGAAAAGAUGAAGCUCUUGAGCAAGCAGGAUUCGAGGCCGUAUCGUGGGGUUUGAAUAGUAGAGGCAAGGCAGAGCGCGCCAGGAAAUACCUGGGGUGGACGCCGAAACAGAACUCGAUUGAAGACGAAGCACCGAAGAUACUGGAGCAGGAGCACAAGAGACUCCAGAAAUGA
Cyphellophora attinorum is the source of this 1011-nucleotide messenger RNA. RefSeq lists its product as uncharacterized. The transcript is spliced from 4 exons. Bases 1 to 1011 code for a protein of 336 amino acids. The record is from RefSeq and is a predicted model, not a curated record. NCBI's taxonomy places the organism in Eukaryota, Fungi, Ascomycota, Eurotiomycetes, Chaetothyriales, Cyphellophoraceae.